This is a messenger RNA of Prorocentrum cordatum, 1203 nucleotides long. The record is from the annotation of a GenBank genome assembly. NCBI's taxonomy places the organism in Eukaryota, Dinophyceae, Prorocentrales, Prorocentraceae.
GCCACGGGCACCGGCAAGACGCUCGUCAUGUUGCGCAUCCUCGACAACUUCUUCGACGACCCGCGGCCCAAGGUGGCCAUCUUCCCGAAGGACAGGGUGUGCGACAACUUCUACCAGGAGAGCUACUCAAGUGGCCCACCCGCUGGCGCCACUUCUUCGCCUUCUCGCGCCCGGAGGAUGCGGCGCUGGCCAGCGGCGCCAAGGACUGGAGGCGAAAGAGGAGCGACGUGUGGGACAUGGGCAACGACCGCCUGCGCUUCGAGGCCAAAACGCGCGGCGUGCGCCUGGAGAAGGUCAUACGCGAGCUGAUCGACUCCAUGCGGGAGGUGCUCGAGAUGAAGAACGCCAUCCACAGGGGCAAGGUGAAGGCGAGGUUCGCGCAGCGGUUCCUGGAGGAGCACCCUGGCGCGCCCGUGCCGCGCGCGCCGUUGCGCGCCUUCCGCUACACCACCGCGGGCGGGUGCGCCUGUCAGCUGUCGGAGGCCGACGGCUGGCCGCGGAGCCCGAUCCUGAAGGUGGGCUUCGAUCCAUCGGAGAUGAACCCGUACUCCAACAAGCUGGUGAUCAUGGACGAGGCUCACAACCUGGCGCGGCCCACGAUGAAGUACCAGCUGCAGCUGGACUGCCUGGCCGGCCACCUGGCGCUCGCGAAGGGCACGGUGCUCGCCGGCUUCACUGGCACGCCGGUGGGGAACGACGCCGCGGAGGGCCGGGAGCUGCUCGACGUCAUCAAGGGGAAGGCCGCCAAGCAGCUGUCGGACGAGGGCUUCGUCUCCUCGUUCCACGCCCGCGCCAGUGCGGAACGACUUCCCUCGCGAGGAACCGGUGAAAGGGAUCCCCGACGGCAUCAUCCACGAAGGCAUGUACGAGCAGCUGCUGAAGCAGCACUCGUUGCACGGGGAGGCCCUGAAGCGCUACAUCCUCAAGGAGGCGGAGUUCCAGAUUACGCCGCGGCUGCUGCGGCUCCCCCAGGAGAAAGCGGGUGGCGAGGCGGCGAACUACUGUACCCUCACACCCACUACGGCGCCUUCCACACCAGCAACCGCCGCGCCGCGCCCUCGGGGGCACGCGCCGAAGAUGCACGCCGUGGUCAAGUCCAUCAUCAAGAGGCCCGAGAAAACCGUCGUCAUGCUUGCGCGAGAGAUGGGCUUCAGAGCGAUGCUGGAGGUUCUCCAGAAGGCCGGCAAGGCCAACGGCUUCAAG